GGGAAAAAAAAAAGUUUUAUGCAGUUGUUGACGUAUUUCAAAUAGUUCCUGUUUCGGAAUGUGCGGAGUGUCGGAGCUCGUUCCUCAGUGUCAGUCCGUCUCCCUGUGACACGUUGAAGAGCUCCGUCGUCGGUGGCUAACAACACGCACGCUGCAGUCAUGGACUACUUGUUCUCCGUCACGGGCGCCAGAGUUGUCCGAGACGCGAUCUCCCACAGACUGUGGCCCGAGUCCGAGCCGGGACCGGGACCGGGACCGGGACUAGGACCGGAGCCGGGUCAGGUUCAUCAGCAGCAGCAGCACCACCAGGCCGGUGGGUCAAGACCCGACACGUUCUUCGUCCACUGGCAAACAGAUACCGGCCAGAAGAAGACUCCAGAGAAGAAGGAUGGCAGGCGCAUGUCGUUCCAGAGACCCAAAGGGACCAUCGAAUAUUCUGUGGAAUCCCGGGACACGCUGAACAGCAUUGCGCUCAAGUUCGACACCACACCCAACGAGCUGGUUCAGCUGAACAAGCUGUUCUCCAGGGCGGUGGUGCCUGGCCAGGUUCUGUAUGUUCCUGAUCCUGAGUACGUCUCCAGUGUCGGAAGCUCCCCCUCCCUCAGUCCCAUCAGCCCCCUGUCUCCCACCUCCUCAGAGGCUGAUUUAGAGAAGGUGACGGACUCUGAUGGCGCGCCCAGACCGGAAGGCGCUCACCCUCCAGUGUUCUCGUCCCUGCGCCAGUCCAGGGUGGUGUCAUCCACCUCCGAGGAGGAAGAGGCCCUCACAGAGAAGUUCCUCAAGAUCAACUGCAAGUACAUCACUGAUGGGAAGGGUGCGGUGAGCGGGGUGUUGCUGGUGACGCCCAACAACAUCAUGUUCGACCCCCACCGGAUGGACCCCCUGGUGCAGGCCCACGGGUGUGAGGAGUACGGCAUCAUGUGUCCUCUGGAGGAAGUGCAGUCUGCUGCCAUCUACAAGGAGAUCACCGACCCCAAGAUCAGAGAGGCCGUCCCAGAUGACCUGGAGCCUCUGCCAGCUGAGAGACAUCCCUCUCAGCAGAAGGACCCGGAGCAUCGCCUCAGGGAGCCAGGGGCCAAUGACAGCGGCAGCACAGCCCCACGCAGCACUGAGGGCUCCAUCUCCGAAGACGUCUUCACCGAGUCCGAGCUGUCCCCCAUCCGGGAGGAGGAGCAGGCGUCUAAUGAGGACCUCCGCCUGGACAAGUCCUCUGGCGCCUCCACGGAGUCUGUGCAAACCGUCGCACAGGCGGAGGCCACUGGCAGCGGUAGCCAGGCCGCAGGCGCUGCCCGCGGCUCAGUCAGCCAGCCGGAGGAGCCUCCCCUGGUAAAAGCAGAGGACAAUCCACGAGACACUGCCACAGAUAAUGAUAGCCAGUCCCCCAUGGGGUCCAAACAGCACAGUGUAGAGAAGCCACCAAGCACACCCACUACCAGCAGCACCACCAGCCAGGCCCAGGGUCCCAGCAGAAGCUCCUCUCGCCCAGGGUCCCAAAGCUCAGCCACCACUGGUGGUGCCACAGAGGCCACCUCUCACUCAGCCAGUCCACCAGGGGAUGCCAACGAGGGGAGAGAAGUCCCCAAAACGGACACUAUGCAACAAGGCAAGGAGGAGAAAGUGGAGGAGGCGCAAAAGGACGACGCGCUGAACUCCGCUGAGGCUACAGGGUCCACGGAGACACGGAAGCACCGCUCUCACAAGUUCCUGUGUCUGCGAGUGGGGAAGCCCAUGAAGAAGACGUUUAUUUCCAACGCCAGCGCCUCCAUGCAGCAGUACGCCCAGCAGGGCAAAAAGCAUGAGUACUGGUUUGCUGUGCCGCAGGAAAGGUCAGACCACCUGUACGUGUUCUUCAUGCAGUGGAGCCCGGACAUGUACGGUGAGGGGGUCAGGGGAAUGGGACAAGAGCCUGGGUUCAUGGUUGUCAAGAAGAAUGAGGUGUCAGCAGAUGUGGCCCAGGACGAGCCCAUCACCGACCUCAAUGUGAAGGAGUGGGAGGUAGUGUCUCUGACGGAGUACCACCGUCGGAUCGAUGCUCUAAACAGCGAAGAUCUGCGCUCGCUCUGCAAACGACUCCAGAUCACCACCAAGGAGGAGGUGAACUCCAAGCAUGGCACGUCCAUCAAGACGGACCUGGAGCCGGAGACGUUCAAACCCAACCUCAGAGAACCCAGCGACCUCCUGGAGGCCGCCCAGAUAGAGAAGCUUGCCAGGAAUCUCCCACCACGGACCAUUGGGUACCCAUGGACGCUGGCCUUUGGCACAUCAAAGCAUGGCAUGAGCAUUAAGUCGCUUUACAGAGCCAUGCAGGGCCAGGACACCCCAGUGCUCAUGGUGAUAAAGGACAGCGACGGCCAGGUGUUUGGUGCAUUGGCGUCCGAGCCCUUUAAAGUCAGCGAUGGCUUUUAUGGCACAGGAGAAACUUUCCUCUUCACCUUCAAUCCAGAGUUUGAGGUGUACAAAUGGACAGGUGAUAACAUGUUCUUCAUCAAGGGAGAUAUGGACUCCUUAGCAUUUGGUGGAGGAAGCGGUGAGUUUGGCCUGUGGCUGGACGGAGACCUGUACCACGGAAGAAGUCACUCCUGUAAAACAUUUGGGAACCCCAUGCUGUCCAAAAAGGAGGAUUUCUAUGUGCAGGACAUAGAGAUCUGGGCUUUUGAAUAACGAGACGGUGCGUCACAGGGAGAGAGAGAGAGAGAAAAAAAAAAGUCCUGCAAAGGGCAAAGUGAGGAGUUUUCUCCUCCUUUAGAACAAUGGCAACGUCCCAAACCUAACUGCACAUCACCGGGAGGCUCCCCAGGCCGGAAAAGCCAGCCAGCUAUCGGAUGCUUGUUGUGCGUUACUACUGCAGUUAUUACGGAGCUUUUUUUUCUUUGUGAAAAAUUACCUUUGUGUGUAUCUUGUUACAGCCUUGUGCAGCGUCUCUUUGCAGAGCAGGGGGGGUGGGGGGUAUGUGUGUGUUGAGCAAUGACGACGACGACGACGAUGAUGAAGAAGGAACCGUAAGAUGAGGUUGUAUCGUAAGAGAUGAGGAGAGAGGGCGACAUGGGAAAUGAUCACCGGGCCUUGAGGGAGGAAAGAGCCGAAUCGGAGCUCCUCCUUUCCCCCCGAGAGGCGGUGAAGAUGAUGGCCGCUGAGGUUUGGGACGACUGCGACACGAGAGAACUACCCCACUGCUACAGAUUGUGUACCCGAACUUUACAGAACCCUCAAGGAGUCCCGCGGGUCACCCUCUCACAACCCCCCCUAGAGUUUUGUUCAUACUGUAGGAUGUUACUCACUGUGCUAUCAGCCUUGAUGGAGAGAGACCCAGUUAGAAAGGGGGAGGGGGGGAAAUGGAGGCAAAAGUCAAUCACAUUCCAUUGCUCUUGGUGAUGGCGGAGUGUCAAAGUAAAGUUGCGACAUGGUAAAACACCAGUAUACAGAAACGCAUCAGCAGCAGGAUACGAUGACACAUCUCAGAGAAGAGAGGUUAUAUUUACAGGGAGGGUGUAGUCUUUCUACAGUACAGUGCAGUCUGGGGUCGUCUUCUGAGGCUAAACUUGUAGAGUCGUGCGUGUUGUCGUCCUCCUGUCGUUCACCGUCCUAGCACACCCGUCUGAAAGCACACAGCUAUAAUCCGAGAUCACCCAUCGUCGUAAUGUUCCGUUCAGUGGGUGUACGUGUGUGAGUCCAGCCGACGGCGGCGCCUCCCGCAGGACUACCCGCCGUACUGUUCGUAGACAGUAAACGUGUUGCAAUAGAUUUGUGGAAUAUGCAAAUAACUGUCCUGUGACCUCAAAUACCCGCAGGGUCGCGGCACUUUUGCCGUCGCCGCCCGUCGCUCUUUCAGAGAGAGGAACUUGUAAAGCUUUUCAAACGUCUCGAUACACAAUUCGCUUUUCUGGGUAUCGUUCGAAAAGCCUGAGACGUGGGUUUAACUGUUUUACAUGCAUAUAUGACAAUUAUAUAUUGGUAUAUAUGAUUAUAUAUGGAUCUAUAUAAUCAUGUAUAUUUUUUUGCUGUUAAGUGUGACAGUGAUCGAUUUUUUUUGUGCUGAUAUUUCAGCUGUUACAAUAUAAUGUAUAUUACCUUGUAAAUUAAUGUUAAAAUAGUAGAUUUGUUUCCGACAUAUAUAUAUAUAUAUAAAUACUUAAUGCUAUAUAAAUAUAUAUAUAUAUAAUAAUAAAAGUGUGGAUUGGUGGGUUUGCUUCUAGCACUUUAAUCUGGUGUAAAAGCAUAAAAAAAAAAAACAGGUUCUUAGAUUCUCUUAGCAGUAGCUGUACAGUACCUUUUCUUUUGUUUAGAUCAUUAAGAUGUUAACUGUUAGUAGAAAAGCUUGCUGCUACCAAUAUCAAUAAGGGUUUGCCCUAAUGCUGCGUGUGUGUAAAGGAGGUUUACUCUGAGGGGGGAAGGGGUGGGGUUGUCAUGUGGCCGUCAGGUGAGUCUCAGUAGGUGUCAGUGCAGGCAGGUAGGUGUGGGGCUAGACCGACCUCUGACCGGUGGAUGACGGCGGGCGAAGGGGAAGUGUGUACAUUUGCAUAACCCUCCUCCUCCGAGGGGCUCUCUUCUCUAACCCCCCCCCUCCCCCCUUCUGGUCUUCCACACCAGUAUUCGUGUCCUUGUGGAGAGUCACAAAGAAUAAUAUGGAUAAUUCUUCCAAUUAUUUCACCAGAAUACAAUGUAUCAGUGCUGUAUAAAUAACAAUAAAGCUGAAUUAAUUGUUGUAACCUGG
This is a messenger RNA of Scophthalmus maximus (turbot), 4711 nucleotides long. It is a transcript of the gene oxr1a, whose product is annotated as oxidation resistance 1a. The coding region runs from base 160 to 2661 and encodes 833 amino acids. The transcript is spliced from 15 exons. Gene Ontology annotation, cellular component: nucleus. The record is from RefSeq and is a predicted model, not a curated record. Gene Ontology annotation, biological process: response to oxidative stress. NCBI's taxonomy places the organism in Eukaryota, Metazoa, Chordata, Actinopteri, Pleuronectiformes, Scophthalmidae.